Cuscuta campestris is the source of this 1536-nucleotide messenger RNA. The record is from the annotation of a GenBank genome assembly. Lineage: Eukaryota; Viridiplantae; Streptophyta; Magnoliopsida; Solanales; Convolvulaceae.
AUACGGGAGGACAACCUUCUUCAUCUCUACGUUCAAAAAUUAGCAAAAAAAAAAAAAAGAAAGAAAAAAAGAAAGAAAGAAAUACUCCCGACGGCGGUGUAUCUCGCCCUCCCUUUCUCCGUCGGCCCUGCGUUUCUCAGUCAUCUUCCCCGGCUGCGCCCAAGGAAUUGGUGGAGACCCGGGGGAGGUGCUACUGCUAAUGAACGGCUUGUUUCGUGCAUGUUCUGCUGCUAUAUCAUCAAACACUACAAAUGUGUUAAGAACGAGUACAUUUUGCAAAUUCUCAGCUUACAGAUGGAAUGCCAGUGUCAACCAUGUUGGAGCUGGGAGUGUUAAUUUUAACUGGUUUCUGAAUAGUUCUUGCAUUAGGCUGUAUUCAUCUAAAGGGCCUCGACGAAAGAAUUCUCGGUCACAAAAGUCCGGUCCCACUCUUGCUACUACUCCAAAAAUGAAUGAGGAAGGAGACAGUUUCUUUGUUGUCAGGAAGGGGGAUCUCAUUGGAAUUUACAAGAAUUUGAGUGAUUGCCAGACUCAAGUCGGAUCUUCGAUAUGUGAUCCUCCAGUUAGUGUGUUUAAAGGACAUUCAAUGCCUAAGGACACAGAGGAAUAUCUUCUUUCCCGUGGACUUAAAAAUGCUCUAUAUACUGUCAGAGCCCAAGAUGUAACUGAAGAUCUUUUUGACACUUUGGAACCUUGUCAUCUUCAGCUUUCUUCCUCCAGUGGUGGAAUGCCUAAUGACCACAUGGCAAAAAAGAGGUCUCAGGAAGCAAUGUGGCCGGACUAUACGGAUGAUGUCGCUGGACCAGCAGCAGCUAGGCCAACUGGUUCCUCUAUAAGAAAGCCUGCGAUGUUAGAAAAGACCGAUGACACAGCUCUAUCAUUGGGUUCUUGUAGUCUUGAAUUUGAUGGCGCUUCAAAAGGAAAUCCUGGACAAGCUGGGGCAGGAGCUGUGCUGCGAGCUGAUGAUGGCAGCUUGACCAUUAAGCUUCGUGAAGGUCUGGGAAUGACAACAAAUAACGUAGCUGAAUAUCGAGCCAUUAUUUUGGGUUUAAGGUGUGCACUGAGCAAAGGAUUUACACGAAUUCGCGCACAAGGUGACUCUAAGCUUGUGUGUAUGCAGAUCCAGGGUCUUUGGAAGGUAAAAAAUGAAAAUAUCUCAACCCUGUAUGAGCAAGCAAAACAAUUGAAGGAUAGAUUCCAUUCCUUCCAGCUCGUGCACGUUCUUCGGGAUUCAAAUGCUGAAGCUGAUGAACAGGCAAAUUUGGCCAUCCAUCUAGCGGAUGGCCAAGUUCAAGAAGAGGUAGCCUAGGAAUGUAAAUGGUCAUACACAUAUGCCACAGGCAUUGGCCUUUCUUUCAUUCUCACCGCGAGGCUUUUUCCCCUUUUGCAGAGAGUAUGAGAAAUGUCAUUGGUGGAACUAAUUAUUGUCCGUCGAUUUGUGAAGCGGAAUGAACGCAUUUCAUUUCCCACAUUCCUUUUUGUGUUGUGGUGUGCCUAGAUAAUGGAUUUCUGGUUAAAUCAACUGUGUGUUUCAUA